Messenger RNA from Drepanopeziza brunnea f. sp. 'multigermtubi' MB_m1, 753 nucleotides. The record is from RefSeq and is a predicted model, not a curated record. NCBI's taxonomy places the organism in Eukaryota, Fungi, Ascomycota, Leotiomycetes, Helotiales, Drepanopezizaceae.
AUGGUGCGGUCGGGAUCUGUGGAUGUCAGUCAGGGGAGGACCAGCAGCCCGCUCGCGUGUGGUGAGGUGAUAUCCGGGAAACUCGGGCUGGCCCGACCUCGUUCCUGGUUGAUGGUGAAGCGGCGGGUCGCGGUGGUUAUGGGCCGCUCUCGCCCAUUAUUCGAUGUCUGGAUGUCUGGACGUCUGGAUGUCUGGAUCGAUGGAUUUGGAUUUAUCGAUUGCUCGAUUGCUCGAUUGGUCGAGACGCGUGGGUGUAUUCCACGAAAGCGCCUUGGAUCAAAAGACGAAAAAGAAAGAAAGAAAAACGCGGUCCGGGUCAAUGUCAAAAUCAAUGUCAAGCUCGAUAUCCAGCUCAAGGCCAAACGUCAACACGAUCGAGGUCCCCACGGCGGCUCACCCACCCACGGCCAUCCAGGCGGUACUUGUACAAGUGCCCAGGCCCGUGGUGCGCAGACGGCAUUCCCAGCCAAGGCCCGGGCCCCACCCGCCUGCAGAUCGGGCGCGGGUCCAUCCGCAUCUGACUCCCCAUCAGCAGCAGGGCGGAAGAUCCCCCGUCUCCCAUUCGCCCGCGUGUCCCAGGAGCUAAUCCACGACGGGAGACCGGUAGCGAAAGAUGGCAACGGCGGCGCUGGCAGCGGUGGCAGCGGCGGCGGUGACAGCGGCGGCGGGCGGGGUCCCGCCAGAACCUGUCUGGACGUCUUAGCGAGUGCGAAGAAGGAGGAAGAAACGGGACCUGGACCUGGACCUGCAUGA